AUGGUCGUGGACAGGCAAGUCUGCUCGCAGUACUCGCGGGGCGUAUUCGCCAUCUUUGGCCUGUACGACAAGCGCUCGGUGCACACGCUGACGUCGUUCUGCGGGGCGCUGCACAUCUCCCUGAUCACGCCCAGCUUCCCCACCGAGGGAGAGAGCCAGUUCACGCUGCAGCUCCGGCCCUCCAUCCGCGGGGCGCUGCUCUCGCUACUCGACCACUACGACUGGAACAAGUUUGUCUUCCUCUAUGAUACGGACCGGGGUUACGCCAUACUGCAAGCCAUCAUGGAGAAGGCGGGCCAGAACAGCUGGCAGGUGAGCGCCAUCUGUGUGGAGAAAUUCAACGACGCGGCCUACCGGCGCCUCCUGGAGGACCUGGACCGACGGCAGGAGAAGAAAUUUGUCAUCGACCUGGAGGCCGAGAGGCUCACCAACAUGCUGGAGCAGAUUGUCAGCGUCGGAAAACAUGUCAAAGGCUACCAUUACAUCAUGGCUAACUUGGGGUUUAAGGACAUCAACCUGGAGCGCUUCAUGCAUGGAGGGGCCAACGUGUCGGGCUUUCAGCUGGUGGACUUCAGUAACCCCAUGGUCAUCAAGCUGAUGCAGCGCUGGAACAAGCUGGACCAGAGGGAAUACCCAGGCUCCGACAGCCCCCCGAAGUACACGUCGGCUCUGACGUAUGACGGCGUGAUGGUGAUGGCAGAGGCCUUCAGGAACCUACGUAGGCAGAAGGUUGACAUCUCUCGCCGGGGCAAUGCUGGGGACUGUCUGGCUAACCCCGCCGCCCCCUGGAAUCAGGGCAUUGACAUGGAGCGCACCCUCAAACAGGUCUGGCUGCAGGGAUUAACAGGUAAUGUCCAGUUUGACCACUAUGGACGCAGGGUCAACUACACCAUGGACGUGUUUGAGCUGAAGAACAACGGACCCAGACGAAUGGGUUACUGGACGGAUUCAGACAAGUUGGUUCUGAUCCAGAAUGAAGCCCUCAAUCCCAACGAAAUCAUGGAGAACAGAACUGUCGUGGUCACCACUAUCAUGGAGGGUCCCUAUGUCAUGUUGAAGAAGAACUGGGAGUUGUACGAGGGCAACGACCAGUAUGAAGGCUACUGCGUGGACCUGGCCUCGGAGAUCGCCAAACACAUCGGCAUCAAGUAUAAGAUCGCUAUCGUUCCUGACGGAAAGUACGGUGCCCGGGACCCGGAGACCAAGAUUUGGAAUGGAAUGGUCGGGGAGCUGGUGUACGGGAAAGCGGAAAUCGCUGUGGCCCCAUUGACAAUCACGCUGGUCCGGGAGGAGGUGAUCGACUUCUCCAAGCCCUUCAUGUCACUGGGCAUCUCCAUCAUGAUCAAGAAGCCCCAGAAGUCCAAACCUGGGGUUUUCUCCUUCCUGGACCCGCUGGCCUACGAGAUCUGGAUGUGCAUUGUGUUUGCCUACAUCGGCGUGAGCGUGGUGCUCUUCCUGGUCAGCCGCUUCAGCCCGUACGAGUGGCACACCGAGGAGCCCGAGGAGGGCACCGACGGUCCGCCCAGCGACCAGCCCCCCAACGAGUUUGGCAUCUUCAACUCCCUCUGGUUCUCCCUGGGCGCCUUCAUGCAGCAGGGCUGUGACAUCUCCCCCAGGUCUCUAUCUGGGCGUAUCGUGGGUGGUGUGUGGUGGUUCUUCACCCUCAUCAUCAUCUCCUCCUACACGGCCAACCUGGCUGCUUUCCUCACAGUAGAGAGGAUGGUGUCGCCCAUAGAGAGUGCUGAAGACCUGGCUAAACAGACAGACAUAGCCUACGGCACCCUAGACUCCGGCUCCACUAAAGAGUUUUUCAGGAGGUCAAAGAUCGCAGUCUACGAGAAGAUGUGGGGCUACAUGAAGUCGGCCGAACCGACUGUGUUUACCAAGAACACCCAGGAGGGGGUUGUACGUGUGCGGAAGAGCAAAGGGAAGUACGCUUUCCUAUUGGAGUCAACCAUGAACGAGUACACGGAACAGCGGAAGCCCUGCGACACCAUGAAGGUCGGCGGCAACCUGGACUCCAAAGGAUACGGAGUGGCCACCCCCAAGGGUUCACUGUUAAGAACUCCAGUAAACCUAGCCGUGUUGAAACUGAGUGAAUCAGGCGUCUUAGACAAGCUGAAAAACAAAUGGUGGUACGAUAAGGGCGAGUGUGGACCCACGGCCUCAGGAAGUAAGGACAAGUCGUCUCAGGCCCUGUCGUUGAGCAACGUGGCGGGGGUCUUCUAUAUCCUCGUGGGGGGCCUGGGCCUGGCCAUGCUGGUGGCCCUCAUUGAGUUCUGCUACAAGUCCCGGAACGAGGCCAAGCGAAUGAAGCUGACCUUCACAGAGGCCAUGAGGAACAAGGCACGCCUGUCGAUCACAGGCAGCGUGGGGGAAAACGGACGCGUCCUGACGCCUGACUGUCCCAAAGCGGUCCACUCGGGCCCCUCACUCCGCCAGAGCUCCGGCCUGGCCUUGGUCUCCUCCGAGCUCCCGUGAAAACCAAAAACCUCCAAAGUGCCUUAAAAAACUAUUCUACCCACAACCACCAUAUACCACAAAGACACAGGACAAGCACCACUCUAACCGGACACCACUAUUGUCUGGGAAGAGAGGGACUAUCUAACGUUGUGGACGUUUUCUAAUGUAGCAGAGAUGGGGACUCUAGUGAAUUUGUGGUCAUUUUAGAAGGAUUUCUGUGGAAAAGUACAAUCUGGAUUUUCACUGUGGUCACGCUAGGGCGUAUUGUAAUCAUGGUGGCGUUUUCUGGUGCAGAGGUGGAGAUUGCGUCUGACAUGUUCUACUCAAGACCCUGUACCAACUUACCAUACCUCGCACUGGCGAAGGAAGAGGAGGAGGAAGAAAUGAGAGUCAAGUGAAAAUGAAAAGUAAAUGACCAGAAAACUGUCAACUUUAAACGUGUAACUGAGUAUCUCUGGGUUGCUGACUGUGAAUUGGCAAACUGAAUCACAAUCAAAAAGUGGACAAUAUUUAUUACCAGUUGAGAACAGUGUUUGAAAGACAACUGUCAGUCAACAAUUCACUAAAUAUAAAUCACUGACAUCAUGAGGCGGAGUGUCCCCCGGUGUCACCAUGGAGAUAAAAACUAUAAUUAUUAAUGAACUACAGUAACUCUAUUGUUAAUUAAUAUAGGAUAAAUAAACUGUGAAGAUUUAGUAAAUAUGUAUAUUCUGUGAAGACAAAGCUAAAGAAAAAAUAUUUGCGGUACAUAGAGGAGACUGCAUAACAUGCUUGCUUUUUAAACAGAUGUAAAUAGCUGAUUCGGUAGUGGACAGAGGACUGUUCUCUUUUUGUAAACAUCUUUAAAGAAAUAAUUCAUCGCAAUAAUGAAUAAGUCGUUUGAGGAGAGACAUUGAGACAGUGUUUUAUUUCUUCGAUGUUCAGUACACAGAGUACUGUGUUCAGAAGAUAGAGUGCUGAACAUUCAUGCUCAAUGUUCCAUGGGUAUAGUAUCAACUCUGCCCAUCCAGAUACCUGUUCCCUACAUAUUAAUAUAUUCAGCGAUGAAUGUGAACUAGCCCCUCCCAAUCCUCUAGCCCACCCCAUCCUCUAGCCACACCUCCUCACUGUGCAGUCGUAGACCAGAAAGUGUCUCAUAGACCAAACUUUACAUUUAAGCCCUUUACUUGCGUUUCCGCUGUCAAAAUUGAAAUAUAUAUCGUUCGAUACAUUUUUAUGUAACGAACAAAUACAUAAACUGUCCGUCUCCUGGUUUUUCAGCGUUUUUUUUUCAACGUUCACGGCUUUUGAACGUCUCUUAUCUGGGUAGUUAUUUUAGAUAGUUGUGUGUGGAGAGUAUAACGCAAAAAUGAAAUGUGAAAUGAGAAAAAAAUGAAUUCUCAUUGCUAUAUUAUUUUGAGAGUCAAAGCUAUUUCCUAUACAGUAUUUAUUAAUAAAAAAUCAUGAAGAAGAA
Messenger RNA from Salvelinus fontinalis (brook trout), 3916 nucleotides. Its product is annotated as glutamate receptor 4-like. Gene Ontology annotation, biological process: synaptic transmission, glutamatergic; modulation of chemical synaptic transmission; monoatomic ion transport. The transcript is spliced from 15 exons. The record is from RefSeq and is a predicted model, not a curated record. Lineage: Eukaryota; Metazoa; Chordata; Actinopteri; Salmoniformes; Salmonidae. Gene Ontology annotation, molecular function: transmitter-gated monoatomic ion channel activity involved in regulation of postsynaptic membrane potential; AMPA glutamate receptor activity. Gene Ontology annotation, cellular component: AMPA glutamate receptor complex; postsynaptic membrane; dendritic spine. Bases 1 to 2481 code for a protein of 826 amino acids.